This is a messenger RNA of Nilaparvata lugens (brown planthopper), 3100 nucleotides long. Its product is annotated as sialin. Gene Ontology annotation, biological process: transmembrane transport; monoatomic anion transport. Lineage: Eukaryota; Metazoa; Arthropoda; Insecta; Hemiptera; Delphacidae. The record is from RefSeq and is a predicted model, not a curated record. The transcript is spliced from 9 exons. Gene Ontology annotation, molecular function: transmembrane transporter activity. Gene Ontology annotation, cellular component: plasma membrane.
UCAGAUGGUAUGAGCUGCCGGAGGGUCCUCAACAUUAUGGUGUUCUUCGGAUUUAUGGUUAACUACAUGUUGAGAGUGAACAUGACAAUUGCCAUUGUUGAGAUGGUGCAUCCGAUCAAUAACACCAAAAACGUGUCUGAAUCAUUGAAUAUUUCGGCCGUCGGCGUAACUGAGUGUGGAUUCCCAAUUGAGAACAAAAACAAAUACCAAAACAUUAGUACCAUGUCUGAAAUUAAGACAGACGACCGUGUGCGUUUCGAUUGGGACGAGUCGCAACAGAACCUGAUCCUGGGCAGCUUCUUCUGGGGCUACGUGUGUACCGAGCUGCCGGGAGGGCGACUCGCCGAGGUGGUCGGUGCUCGCCGAGUGUUUGGCUACUCUAUGCUCGUGUCGUCGUUGGUCACUCUCCUCACGCCCAUAGCUGCCACAACCGGCUACCCGAUUGUCGUUGCGCUCAGAGUGGUGCUAGGGUUCAUGUUGGGUGCCACAUGGCCAGCAAUGCACCCUAUGGCAGCCCAAUGGAUACCACCCAUGGAAAGGAGUCAGUUCGUUGCAAAUAUGAUGGCGUCUUCGCUUGGAGCAGCGAUCACCCUGCCGGUGUGUGGCUACGUGCUGGCCUGGCUCGGCUGGGAGAGCGUGUUCUACAUGACGGGAGUGAUCGGUCUGCUCUGGUCCAUCUCCUGGUUCCUGCUGGUGUUCGACACACCCGCCCAACACCCGCGCAUCUCACCCGACGAGAGGACCUACAUCGAGGAGUCUAUCGGAACCGGGACUACUACUAGUCACAAGGCAUUGAAAGUGCCGUGGAAGCGCAUCUUGACAUCACCUCCCGUCUGGGCCAUCAUCAUCACACACGGCUGCAGCGUGUUCGGUUAUUUCACAAUAGUCAACCAACUACCAACAUUCAUGAAGUACAUUCUAGCGUUCAACAUAAAGGAGAAUGGUCUUCUAUCCAGUUUGCCUUAUCUUGGUAAAUAUCUGAUGGCCGUUUCAACAAGUUACAUUGCUGAUUGGCUCAGAUCUUCCGGAAAAUUAUCGACAACAGCAACGAGAAAACUGUUUACAACAUGUGCUGUGAUGUUGCCUGGAGUACUGAUGAUUGUUCAAGUAUUCUUCGUGUGCAGUAGAGUUGGUUCGGUUGCAAUUCUGACUAUAGCAUUGACAAUAAACGGGGCUGUAACAGCAGGCUAUCUUGGAAAUGGACUUGACAUUGCACCUAAUUUCUCAGGUACAAUAUUCGGAAUGGAGACACAAUUAUUGAAUUAUACUAAUAACCUAACUACUUUAUUCUCAUUCCAUAUUUUCUGAUUGCAGCAAACCUUUUCUCAAUGGCAAAUAGUGUUCUACAUCCUGGCAGGCACCUAUACGUUUGGUGGUCUAGUGUUCCUGAUUUUUGGAAGUGGUAAGAUGCAGUCAUGGAACUCACCAGCCGGGCCCAAUCGCGAAAUUAACGACCACAACAAAGACAUCGUAAAGAAUAAGGAAGUUAUCCCACUUCAAAAAAAGUAGUUAGUAGAUAAUGUGAUAGUCAGCAAUUGACAGCUGGGAUGACUCUAAUAACUUUACUCAUUGCUAUGCAAUGGAUACACGAAGAUACAUAAGACAGAUACAGUAUAUAAAAACAUUUAUGUAUUGUGAGAGUACCUAAAACUUAUAUUAGCUUUAUUGGCAUCCGUGAAGGACAAGCAUCUCUUUGGAGGCAUUUGUAUUUUAAUACAAUAAUUCUAGUGAGUAGAGGGUGAAAGCUUACCCAGUUAUUUUAUUGACAUUAAUAUAUUAUAUUAGUAGAAUAUAAUAUUAUUCUAGAGGAAAUAUAAUAGACCAUAGAAUCAAUAUCUCUUCUAUGAUAAUACCUACAUUGAUAUUGCUUUCGAUAUAAAUUCUAAGAUUCCAUCACAAUUAUAUAACUCAUCAAACAGUAUAAAAGCAAAAUUGCUGAAAGGUAUACCAGAAAAAUUAUAAAUCAAUAUACAUUUUAAUAUUACCGGUAGUAUCAUAAUGUUUGAUCGAUUCUCUAAUCUUAAGAUCCCAUAAAUUUAGAACAGAAAUACACAAUGAUUUUUUAAAGAAAAAUGAUGAGAAGCUAUUGUAUCAUCAAUGAUAUUAUCUAUCAAAUUGUUACUAUAAGAGGACAUUGCCGGAAGAAGGGCGUAUAACCAAAAAGAGAGUUUUGAGAUAAUUGCAUUUGAAGUUUUACUUGUUGAAUAUUUUUGUCAAUUCGAAUAUUCAAUGCUCGCUGUAUUUUUCAUAUUGUAAAUUGGUUUUCUGACAAUAAGAAAUAUCAACAUUUGAUAAAAAUGUUGUUUUCAAUUCUUUGAAAAAUAAAAAAUAAGAGAUACUAUGUGUUAUACGCCCUUCUUCUGGCAAUCAUAUGAGAAUAUGAAUUUUUUGGAAAUAAUUGAUUCAUAUAGAAUAAAAUGCAGGUUUAUUCUAUUAAAUACAUCGGUGGAAAUCACAUAGUUCAAAUAGUCAGAUAGAAUAAAUAUUAUCUCUCUCCAAAUAAAUCAAAUAGAUAGAUUAACAAGGGUGGAGUAUCUUCAAUCCAUGCUUGGUCAGUUUCAGGCAAGUACUUGAAUAAACUUUUCACAUCAUCUAUUUUAGCUUGUGGAACAUUAGGGUACUGAACCAGGGUACUAACAGCUUAGUACCAGUACCGGUAACCAUAACCUCAACCGAAAAGCAAGAUUUUGCUUGUCACAUGUUUUACUACCAACUGAACAUGUGUUUGGAAAAAUAUCUCUAACUUCAUCAAAUAAAAUUCCCUGAUCGUGAUGAGAUUUGGAGGGGAUACUAACAAGAACAUGGCGGAUUGAAUAAGCCGAUUGCCGGAAAAGGGCCUAUGAGCGUAUACGCCCCUCUUCCGGCAAUGUCCUAGUAAUAUUUUUAUGAACUAUUAUAUUUUAAUUGAAAUGACCAAAACUUCAAUUGUCACAAAUAGAUUCAAUACUGUAAUAAUAUUCUAAAUCUAUAUUUGAAUUCCAAUCUUUUCUUAUAUUCAAAAGUUUUUAUAAGUACCGGUACCGUACAUUUAUUACGAUACCUCAUUGUAUUUAUUCCACUUCAUUUCUAUGUUCUUGAGUAAUAAAUAUUUUUUUUUAAA